AUGGCCGGUCGUGGACUACGUGAAACAUAUAUAUCCUUCGGCUCCGGUCUCAAGAUUGGCCGUUUCAACGCUGUCGAGUAUUUUCAAGAUGGUUCGUUCUAUUUACUUGAUAGUCCGGGUCAUGCUAUAGGUCACAUGUGUGCACUAGCUAGGGUUACCACAAAUCCAAAUUCAUAUAUAUUCAUGGGAGGCGACUCGUGUCAUCACAAAGGGGAAUUUCGUCCUUCGCCCUAUCAUCCUCUUCCUAAAACCAUCAUACCGAAUCCAUUACAGACUCCUGGUGCAAGCUGCCCCGGCUCCCUCUUUGAGCCUCUUCUCCGUGAUGAUGAUAGAGAGAAACCUUUCUAUACGAUAGCGCGUUUGGAAGAUGGGAAAGGAGUAGCCCACGAUGUAAAUGAGGCGGAGGAAACGAAAGUCAUGGAAGCGGAUGGAUCAGAUGGAGUGCUGGUUGUUAUGGCCCACGAUGAUACCUUGAAGGACGUGGUAUCUUUCUUUCCUUCAUAUGCGAAUGCAUUUAAGGAGAAUGGAUGGGCUGAGAAGGGAAGAUGGCUAUUUUUGAGGGAUUCUGUGGGGGCUGUGAAAUAUUCGACAUCGUAG
Molecule: messenger RNA, 597 nt
Organism: Sclerotinia borealis F-4128
Lineage: Eukaryota; Fungi; Ascomycota; Leotiomycetes; Helotiales; Sclerotiniaceae
Source: the annotation of a GenBank genome assembly